AACCCUCAGUGUUUAUUGGUUUGCCUCUGUGGCUUGCGCUAAUUCUCCGAGAGGUUAACUACUCUGCGUUUGUGUUUCAUACUAGUUAAGCGGUAUUCCAAACUUUCCCUAAUGCCAGCUCCAAAGCGGUUGCGAGAGUUGGUAAGAGACAUUAGAUCUGCACGGACAGCUGCAGAAGAACGGGCGAUUGUUAAUCGGGAGUGUGCGUUAAUUAGAGAUAGUUUUCGGGAAGAAAAUAAUACUUACAGAUGUCGUAACGUUGCUAAAUUAUUAUAUAUUCACAUGUUGGGUUACCCAGCUCAUUUUGGUCAGCUUGAAUGUUUAAAACUAGUUGCCUCUCCACGUUUUACUGAUAAAAGAGUUGGUUAUUUGGGCGCUAUGCUCCUGCUCGAUGAACGGACAGAUGUACAUCUUCUGGUUACAAAUUCUCUAAAAAACGAUUUAAAUCAUCCAACCACGUAUGUUGUUAGUUUGGCUCUUUGCACUUUGGGAAGCAUAUGUUCCGCUGAAAUGAGUAGAGAUUUAGCUGGAGAAGUUGAACGACUCAUAAGAUCAUCAAAUGCGUACAUAAAAAAGAAGGCGGCAUUAUGUGCCUUUCAAAUCAUUCGAAAGGUACCUGAUCUCAUGGAAAUGUUUAUACCGUGUACACGUUCUCUUCUGUCUGAGAAAAAUCAUGGAGUUUUAUUGGCGACCAUUUGUUUAAUCCAAGAAAUGUGUGAACGCAGUCCAGAUACUUUGAAUUAUUUUCGUAAGCAAUUAGUCCCAACACUAGUACGUACAUUAAAGAAUCUCAUCAUGACAGGUUAUUCUCCUGAUCAUGACGUUAAUAAAAUAAGUGAUCCAUUUCUACAGGUGAAAAUACUACGGCUUAUGCGUGUUCUCGGUCAUGGUGAUAAAACUGCUAGUGAGGCAAUGAAUGAUAUUCUAGCUCAAGUGGCUACAAAUACUGAAACGAGCAAAAAUGUUGGUCAUGCAAUUCUCUAUGAAAUUGUAUUAACGAUAAUGGGAAUAGAAUCAGAUCCAGGAUUACGAGUUCUUGCUAUAAACAUUUUGGGCCGGUUUCUACUAAACACGGACAAAGACAUUCGCUACGUCGCCCUCAAUACUUUGUUGAGAGUUGUGCACGCUGAUUCCAAAGCUGUACAGAGACACAGAUUAACAAUAUUGGACUGUUUGAAGGAUCUUGAUGUUUCAAUACAAAGGCGUGCUAUCGAUUUAUGUUUUGCAUUAACAAAUCAUACGAAUGUAUGUGCGAUGGCCAAGGAACUUCUGCUUUAUUUACAAAGUUGUGAUAAUGAGUUCAAAGGCGAUGUUUGUUCAAAUAUUUCGAUAGCAGCGGAGAAAUAUGCUCCAAAUAAGAGAUGGCAUGUAGACACUAUGAUGAAAUUGCUAACCACUGCUGGGAACUAUGCACGAGAUGACGUUGUAUCAUCAUUAGUUAGCUUGAUUUCUCAAAAUCCUGAUCUACACGCCUAUGCUACGUUUCAGCUUUUCAAUGCUAUGAAAGGAGCCAUGUCUCAACAACCUUUGGUUCAGGUUGCGUGUUGGACAAUCGGGGAGUAUGGUGAUUUGUUGGUUUCGCCAGAACCUUCUGAAGAUAUUCCAAAUCCAGUUACUGAAUUAGAAUUGAUCACUGUGUUACAACGUGCUCUAGUUAGUGCGACCUCAACAGUACAAACAAAACAAAUGAUUAUAAACUCACUAGUUAAACUAACCACACGUUUUACUCCGACACAUUUAGAGAAACUAAAUGAACUCAUAAGAUUUUAUUCGACUAAUGUUAAUCUUGAGUUGCAACAACGAUCUGUUGAAUACAGUAAAAUUUGUUCACAACCUAUCAGUAUUCGUAGUGGUUUACUUGAUUGCAUGCCUGUACUACCGGCAAACGCUUUAUCUGGAACUUCGAAUCCAGAUAAUUUGAGUCGUACCGUUGACGAGAGUGAUGGUACUGAAACUGGAGAAGUAAAUACUGGAGUUCCAAAAAGUCUUUCUAUUAAUGGCUCAACUAAUCAAUCUCAGUCGCUUACGAUUUUCGAUUUAUUGGGUCCAGAAGGUGAAUCUGAUUCUCAUACAACUCACAAUGCAGCCGUUAAUCAUUCUGAUAUCGGGACUAAUUUACUAGAUCUUCUCGAUGUAUUUGCGCCGUCCGGAACGACAGUGCCUAGCAACACCCAAAACACUCCAGGAUUUUCAAGUGAUUUAUUUGGCAUUCAAAAUGGCUUUGGCGCUCCUACUAUUCAACCUGCCCCACAACCUUCUGUUUUGGACCUUAAUUUUGUCAAUGAUUCUGGUCCAGGUUCGACAAAUCAAGUUCCAUCAGCUCCUUCCAUCACGAUAUACAAUUCGAAUGAUAUUAAAAUUGUAUUCAACUUCAUGUCUUCUGGUGUAUUGGAUGGUCGUUUUAACAUAAUUACAAUCCAGUUGGUAGCAACUACCACAAGUCUCCAGCCAAUUAAUUCUUUUGAAUUCCAAGCUGCUGUACCCAAAUCUUGUCAGCUACAGCUUUUCCCACCAUCAUCUAAUUCUAUUCUAUGUGAUCCAAACUCUGUCCCUCUAACCCAAAUGUUGAAGCUUAGCGUUCCUCCAAAGGUACGUCCACGGAUGAAGAUCCGUUUGCAGUUUGUUAAAAAUGGUGAGACAAAAACUGACGAAUUACAGCUCGAUGACUUCCCUCAAGUAUUGUGGCAGUAAUAAUAGAAGAAUUCUGUGUGAACUAUACAAAACCGUUUCUCAACUUUUAUGUCUAACUCAGAGCAAAUCUGGAGUUAGUUUUAUUUUGGCUGUGCUUGAUCGUGUAUUUAUGCGAUAAUCAUUAACUUUCUUUUUUUAUUUAUAUAAAAUGUUGUGUGCACUCAAGACUGUUUACUAAAAUUGCCACAGUGCCUCCGUUGUUUCUUCUUAUUUGGCUUGUUAAUAAUUCCCGACCAGCUGGAUGUUUUAAUUUCUUGUGAUUCUAAUAUUUUAUAUCGUUUCGGCAGUGGUAACAAACGAACUCGAUGUGCAAAUUUUUUUAAUGUCAUGUUACUUUGAACGUUGGAGUAUAUUUGAUUUGAUUAUGUCAAAAUCUCAUGUUUAUUCAUCGUGUUUAAGUUUACUUCGGAUCAGAAGUUUUUUAUUUGAAUAGGUAUACGUACAAUCAAUAUUUCAACAUUCCCACUGGAGUCAUGAUCAUGUAUAACUGACUGUUUCUCUCAGUCAAUUAAUGGUUGACUGGUCGAUUUUUUUCUGACACAUUGGUUUUAAUUUGAAUCCAAUUAGAAUUCCCUUCAUUAUCAGUUAGCAACUCUCAAAAACUCUGAUUGUGUUGACUGCCAAACUUUUUCACUAGUAAUGAAACUUUCUUUUAUGCACUAUUAAUAUUGUGAAAUCUCCGUAAUAUUUUAUUUUUUUUCUGUAAUGUGAUUAUCCUGUUCAUUAUUCGACAAAUUAAUUGGUUUAAAAGAGGAUAUUGUUAUAAAACGUAAAGUUUUCAAUAGGUAUUCAUUGGAUUUUAGCACCUACAUUCUUUACAAGUAAUUACACCUUAUAUUUAUAAGUUUCUGCUUGAAUAAUAAU
Schistosoma turkestanicum is the source of this 3555-nucleotide messenger RNA. The record is from the annotation of a GenBank genome assembly. NCBI's taxonomy places the organism in Eukaryota, Metazoa, Platyhelminthes, Trematoda, Strigeidida, Schistosomatidae.